AUGAAGGUACUCAUUACAAAUGAUGACGGUCCAUUACACGAUGAGUUUUCUCCAUAUAUUCGACCCUUUAUUAAGCAAUUGAAAAAACAAUAUCCAGAAUGGGAAAUUACUAUUCUUUUACCACAUGAACAAAAAUCUUGGAUAGGUAAAGCUCACUUAGCAGGUAAAAAGUUAUCUGCGUCCUUUCUAUACUCGAAACUAAACUCAAAUGAUAAUUCCUUCUUAGGUCCAUUCAGUCAUCCUCAAAUCCCUUUAAAGAAUUCAAAAUUACCAAGAAAUUACAUAAAUAAAACAAUAGCGAACUCGGAUGAAGAAUAUAUAGAAUGGUGUCUGUUGAAUGGUACUCCCGCAUCAUGCGCAAAUGUGGGGUUGUAUCAUCUCAUGGAACAUGAAUUCGAUAUGGUUGUGUCUGGUCCAAAUGUUGGUAGAAAUACCUCUGCUGCUUAUAUUACCUCCAGCGGUACAGUAGGUGCUGCAAUGGAAUCUGUCAUAUCAGGUAAUAAGAAAGCCAUCGCUCUAUCAUGGGCUUAUUACGAUGGACAGAAAAUUGUGGAUUAUAAUCUAAUGGAAAUUGCAGCCAUACGAUCAUUGAAUAUUAUUAAUCAUUUAUAUCACAAUUGGGAUGAUAAAACUGAUCUAUAUAGUGUCAAUAUCCCCUUAUCUCCGGAAUUGUCACUUGAUACAAAGAUAUUUUAUGCACCAAUUUGGGAAAAUAGAUGGUCUUCAAUUUAUAACAAAGCUGAGACAAGACAAAUAACUUCUCCACAAGAUAUCGAGGAUGGUACAGAAUAUCAAUCAAUCACAUUUGACUGGAAUCCACAAUUUAGCACAACAAAUUCAAAACAUCAGCCUGGAGACUUGUUAACGGACAUGAGUGUCAUAGAAAAUAACCAAAUCAGCGUAACUCCUUUAAAAGCAUCUUAUAAUAGUUUGGACCAUCUAACGGGUGAGUUGGCGGUAAACUCAAACUUAACGGUCUUUGACAGUAUGACAGGACAUGUUGUGGUCACUUUAGACAAAUCAGAAUAUAUUUAUACGCCAAUAACUAAUGCUUUAAUGAAAUAUAUACCAAAUUUGAAAUUGCUAUCCGAAUUACCUCUCAGUGGAUCUUAUGAUCAUAAAAUAUUUCAUUAUGGCGAUUAUGAACAAUUAGAUAUAGAUAGAAUGAUGACCGAUUCAAGUAAGUAUUUUACAAAUUCAUAUAUUUACAGAAAAGCACUAAUCAGAAAGCAUUAUCUUGCUGAGACUAUUCAUAGAUACAGAGCCAAACACCCUGAUUCAAUAUUAAACAAAUCAUUUUUGGAAUCGUUCCAAUUAGACCUUGAUUAUGCAGAAUUUCUAGACGAUUCUUUAGACGAUAAUUGGGAGCUAAGGCAAGAAUUGGAAAAAGGAGAGAAGUGGUGGAUUGUAAAACCAAGUAUGAGCGAUAAAGCUCAGGGUAUUCGUGUUUUUAAAACUAUUGAAGACUUACAACAAAUCUUCAAUUCUUUUGAUGAAGAUGCUACUGAUGAUGAAAGUGAAAAUUAUAAUGAUGAUGAAAAUAAGAUUAUAAUUUCCCAAUUACGCCAUUUUAUUAUCCAAGAAUAUUUACAUAACCCGUUGUUAUUGCCUUCGAUGCAUAAUAAAAAGUUUCAUAUUAGGUGUUAUAUUACCUGUAAUGGCGAUUUAGAAGUCUACGUUUAUGACAGAAUGCUGGCGUUAUUUGCACCAAACAAAUAUGUAUCACCAAAUGAAAAAACUUACGAUCCACUUGAUAUAGACUCAUUAGCUUGUCAUUUGACGAACACAUGUUUGCAAGAUGAAAAUCAACAAAAAGAACUUUCUGUUAUGGAAUUUGACGAAUUAGUGGAUAUUGAGGACUCCAUGAAAGAAAAGAUUAAAAAUCAAAUACAUGAUAUUGCUCACGAUCUCUUCUUGGCCGCUAUUGGUGUUAAUAGAAUCAAUUUUCAACCAUUACCGAAUGCAUUUGAAACAUAUGGUGUCGAUUUCUUAGUUGAUAGUAACUAUGAUGUCAAGAUCCUGGAAGUAAACGCCUAUCCGGAUUUCAAACAAACAGGCGAUGAUUUAAAAGAUCUAAUUGAUGAAUUAUUCGAUAAUACAGUUAAUUAUAUCAUUGCUCCUAUGUUGAAUGAAAAGCACAUUAUCAGUAGCUCUAAAAACAAGAAUUUCACAAAUGUAUUGAACCAUAAAUCUAAUGAAUGGUCUUAA
Molecule: messenger RNA, 2208 nt
Organism: Tetrapisispora phaffii CBS 4417
Lineage: Eukaryota; Fungi; Ascomycota; Saccharomycetes; Saccharomycetales; Saccharomycetaceae
Gene: PBY1
Product: putative tubulin tyrosine ligase
Exons: 1
Coding region: 1-2208 (735 amino acids)
Biological process (GO): protein modification process
Cellular component (GO): P-body
Molecular function (GO): hydrolase activity
Source: RefSeq, a predicted model, not a curated record